Macrosteles quadrilineatus (aster leafhopper) is the source of this 2301-nucleotide messenger RNA. RefSeq names its product putative zinc finger protein 66. Gene Ontology annotation, biological process: regulation of transcription by RNA polymerase II. The record is from RefSeq and is a predicted model, not a curated record. NCBI's taxonomy places the organism in Eukaryota, Metazoa, Arthropoda, Insecta, Hemiptera, Cicadellidae. Gene Ontology annotation, molecular function: RNA polymerase II cis-regulatory region sequence-specific DNA binding; DNA-binding transcription factor activity. The transcript is spliced from 3 exons. The coding region runs from base 639 to 1754 and encodes 371 amino acids.
AGAAAAAUAAAUAUAAUUGAACAAAAAAACAAGCAGAUAAAAGGAAAAUUCCACUCCUAUAUUACACCUCCAACACAUUGGUAACAAGAGUUGAGCAACAGAUGUCUGAAAAUGAAUGAAAGUGGCAAUAUACUAUCCCAGACAUGAGGAAAAGAAAUCUAAAAUAUACAAUUCAAUAUAAUAAGAAAAAUAAAUAUAAUUGAAAAAAAAAACAAGCAGAUAAAAGGAAAAUUCCACUCCUAUAUUACACCUCCAAAACAUUGGUAACAAGAUUUGAGCAACAGAUCAACAGAUGUCUGAAAAUGAAUGAAAGUGGCAACAUACUAUCCCAGACAUGAGGAAAAGAAACUUAAAAUAUAUAAUUCGAUAUAAUAAGAAAAAUAAUUAUAAUUUAACAAAAAACAAGCAGAUAAAAGGAAAAUUCAACUCCUAUAUUACACUUACAACACAUUGGAAACAAGAUUUGAGCAAGAGAUGUCUGAAAAUGAAUGAGUAUGUAACUAUUGAACAGUUAACAAAUUCUUCAACCAAGGGAAAUAUUUAAAUAGACAUACAAAUCAUACUGACUAGUUGAGUCAUGUAGUUAGUUACUUGGUCCUGAUAAGUGUUUCUCAUAAUUCGAUAGUGAUAAGUAAAAAAUGUUUAACAUCAAUAAACAGCUCCCUUAUAAAUGUCCAGUAUGUUCAAUUAGCUUCUCAUCUCACUGGAAAAUGAGGACACAUAUAUUAGAGCAUACGGGUGAGCGGCCCUUUAAAUGUUUGAUAUGUGAGCAAACCUUUGUACAACUAAAGCUUGUAAAGAGUCAUUUGAUGAAACACUCUGAGGAGAGCCCUUAUAAGUGCUCUACAUGCGGAAAAUCUUUCACAACUAACAAUAAUAAGAAGAGACAUUCAUUGGUUCAUACUGGAGAGCGACCUUAUAAGUGCAGUACAUGCGGAAAAUCUUUCAAAACAAAAAAUGAAAUGAAAACACAUUCAUUGGUUCAUACUGAAAAGCGACCUUAUGAAUGCAGUACAUGCGGAAAAUCUUUCAAAACCCAAAAAGUUAUGAAAACACAUUCAUUGGUUCAUACUGAAAAGCGACCUUAUGAAUGCAGUACAUGCGGAAAAUCUUUCAAAACCCAAAAUACUAUGAAAAGACAUUCAUUGGUUCAUACUGGAGAGCGACCUUAUAAGUGCAGUUCAUGCGGAAUAUCCUUCAAAGAGCAAAGCAAUAUGAAGAGACAUUUAUUGGUUCAUACUGGAGAGCGACAUUAUAAGUGCAGUACAUGCGGAAAAUCUUUCCGAACCAAAAGUGCUAUGAAGAGACAUACAUUGGUUCAUACUGGAGAGCAACCUUUUAAGUGCAGUACAUGCGGAAAAUCUUUUACAUCCAAUUGCAAAAUGAAGGAACAUGCAUUAGUUCAUAGUGGAGAGCGACCUUAUGAGUGCAGUACAUGCGGAAAAUUGUUUACAUCCAAUAGCAAAAUGAAGGAACAUGCAUUAGUUCAUAGUGGAGAGCGACCUUAUAAGUGCAAUACAUGUGGAAAAUCCUUCAGAUAUAAAGGCAAUAUGAAUCAACAUACAUAUGUUCAUACCAGAGAGCGACCUUAUAAGUGCAGUACAUGCGGAAAAUCCUUCAAAUACAAAAACAGUAUGAAUGAACAUUCAUAUGUUCAUACUGGAGAGCGACCUUAUAAGUGCAGUACAUGCGGAAAAUCUUUCACAACCAAAACUUAUAUGAGAAAACAUACAUAUGUUCAUACUGGAAAGUGACCUUAUAAGUGCAGUACAUGCGGAAAAUCUUUCACAACCAAAACUUAUAUGAGAAAACAUACAUAUGUUCAUACUGGAAAGUGACCUUAUAAGUGCAGUACAUGCGGAAAAUCUUUCACAAACAAAAUUUAUAUGAAAAAACAUACAUUAAAUCAUACUGGAGAGUAAUCUUAAAAAUGCAAAAAAUCUUUCACAACCAUAAACAAAAUAAGUCAUAUAAGAUUGGUUCAUACUGGAAAUCGAUCUUAGUGUACUACUUGUUUAAAAUCCUUCAUGAGAAAACAAACAAGAUUAUACAUACAUACUUACAAUGGUUGAAUGGUUAAAACCAGAGAGUGACCUUAUUUGUGCUUUACCCGUGGAAAAUCCCUGACAAUAUGCAAAAUGAAGAGACAUUCAUUGGUUCAUACUGGAGAGCCACUUAUAAGUGCACUGCUUGUGUAAAAUCUAUCAUAAAAGAAAUUCAAUUCAAUUUAUUUAUUCAAUACAAACUCAAUGAUAAAAGACAUUAUAACACUAAGCUACAUCAGCCUCAUAAGACUUGUCC